This is a messenger RNA of Ctenocephalides felis (cat flea), 260 nucleotides long. RefSeq lists its product as uncharacterized. The record is from RefSeq and is a predicted model, not a curated record. NCBI's taxonomy places the organism in Eukaryota, Metazoa, Arthropoda, Insecta, Siphonaptera, Pulicidae. The transcript has 3 exons. The annotation marks the transcript as partial.
AGAUUUGCGUGUAAAUUGUGCGUGAAAGUUGUGUGUGAAAAAUGCCUUCAGUUUAUUUUACUGUAAAGUGGAUUUUCUUGUUAUUACUUGCAGGUGGUUGUAUGAAAGAAGUGAAAUGUUUAAGAAAUGUGGUAAUGACGAUACCAGAAGCAGUGCCAAGUGGAGAAUCCGUGGUACUUCAAUGCCAUUAUGAUCUAGAAGGAGACCCUCUUUACACCGUCAAGUGGUACCGAGGGCGAAGCGAGUUCUUCCGGUCCGGU